GCAGCCACGGCAUGAAGAACACCGUUUGGUACCUAUCUUGAGUGUCUCUGAGGAUCAGGUUCUUUUGUGUGCCUCCUUCGGUGGCGUUGACAUUUUGGUGUCCGUCUGGCAGUCAGAAAGGGCUUCUUCUGAGCACUUGCGAUGGUCGUGGGGGCCUGGCGCUCUCACGGGGUGCUUCUUUGCUGCAGUGGAACGUUUCUCCCGAAUGCGUUUUGUGUAUGGCUGGUCUCUGCCCGCCCGCGCAAGCAGUUUUUCGGUUUAUAGAGGGGUGGUUCGGGCGCGCCAGGUGUGGGCAGUGCGUGAACGGCCCCUGGCUACGCCCGAAGCCGCCAGCGCCGUCUUGCAGCAGCGCCAGGCGGCGACCGGCGCCGCUGCCGACGCGCGUGCGAUGGCGGGGGCCUCUGCCUCUUGCAACGCGCCCGCGCACGCUCCCAGCGGUGGAGGUGCUGAUGCUCGUCCGUCCGCGUUGCGCUCCGAGAAGAGUGGCGAUGUGACGCCGGAGACCGUCACCCCGCCCACGCGCUCGGUGAGCCCGAGCAG
Molecule: messenger RNA, 540 nt
Organism: Prorocentrum cordatum
Lineage: Eukaryota; Dinophyceae; Prorocentrales; Prorocentraceae
Source: the annotation of a GenBank genome assembly